Messenger RNA from Diospyros lotus (date-plum), 1060 nucleotides. RefSeq lists its product as uncharacterized. The transcript has 8 exons. Gene Ontology annotation, molecular function: protein-disulfide reductase activity. NCBI's taxonomy places the organism in Eukaryota, Viridiplantae, Streptophyta, Magnoliopsida, Ericales, Ebenaceae. Bases 59 to 727 code for a protein of 222 amino acids. The record is from RefSeq and is a predicted model, not a curated record.
AAGGAAGCCAAAGAAGAAGAAAAAGAAUCGGAUUUGGAAAGCUUCGCUCUCCAUCUACAUGAAAAUGGCAAUUCCCAUAGCAGCAAGACAAGCAAGCCCAUCUCUCUUCUUCUCUGUUCAUAGGUUUCUCCGAACGAAUAGGUUCCAUGUGUCUGCUCCUCCUCGUCCUCUCCGUAAAUCCCCUCCAUUUCCCAAUUCCCAUGAUACAGGGCUUAAAUUUUCAAUUCGAGCAGUACAUCAGGUAACUGCAGAUCCCGUGGCUCCCAAGAGAGAAGAUGAAGAACAAUCAUCUGAGAAUUGGAAGAUUAAAAUGCUUUAUGAUGGUGAAUGCCCGCUUUGUAUGCGCGAGGUGAACAUGUUAAGGGAUAGAAACAAGCAAUAUGGAGCAAUCAAGUUUGUGGAUAUAAGUUCGGAUGAAUACAGUCCAGAGGGGAAUCAAGGCCUUGACUAUAAAACUGUCAUGGGAAGAAUUCAUGCAAUCUUAUCUGAUGGAACUGUAGUUACUGAUAUAGAGGCAUUUAGAAGGCUAUACGAAGCAGUUGGUCUGGGAUGGGUUUAUGCCAUCACUAAAUAUGAACCAGUUGCAUCAGUUGCUGAUGCUGUGUAUGGUGUUUGGGCUAAAUAUCGUCUUCAAAUCACAGGUCGGCCGCCUCUGGAGGAGGUGCUGGAGGCACGAAAGAAAAAUGAGGCUGAAAUAUGCAAUGACAGCAACAGAUGCAAGAUGUAAACUUACCUAAUUGCUGCUCAGCAGCCAGCAACAACGGAUUUUGAAGAAUGAUCUUCUGAGAGCUCUGGAUUCGACAUCUAUUUUCAUCUUCUAUACUCAGCUUGUGUGUGAAUUCGCGUACAUAAUUUGCCCCACAACAGAAAGGCAUAAUACUUCUUCUCUUGGACAAUUACUUCUGCCUCACUAAAUUACAAAACAGGAAGAAGAGAAAGUAUUAACUAAGCAUCUCCUUCGACAUUCAUUAUGAUAUUUUGCUUGAUUAGAGAACAAAACGUAAACUACAAGCUUGUAUUUGUCCACAUUAAUAUAUGAUAAGCUACCAGCGUUCUAUUC